AUGUUGCAUAUCAUGAAAAACUUGAUCCAAGCACACCAGGAGCGUGAACAAAUUCUCCUGAUGCUGUUGUGCGCCGCGGUACGAUGUGAUCGUCGUGAUCACUUCAUCCGAGAAAUUCUGGAACGCCUCACACCGGACGUUCAAACGGGAAUUAUGGACUGUAUCAAAAAUUUUACCGAGAAUUCGGACUGUGUGAUCGGGUUCGAUCGGAUGGACUGCUCAGCCCCGGAUGUGAUUCGUGUUCUGAAAAUUUGUCUCAACCAAUUGGAAGAUAUUUAUCUGCAAGUGAGUCGCUAA
Molecule: messenger RNA, 297 nt
Organism: Echinostoma caproni
Lineage: Eukaryota; Metazoa; Platyhelminthes; Trematoda; Plagiorchiida; Echinostomatidae
Source: the annotation of a GenBank genome assembly